Exophiala spinifera is the source of this 1095-nucleotide messenger RNA. RefSeq lists its product as uncharacterized. NCBI's taxonomy places the organism in Eukaryota, Fungi, Ascomycota, Eurotiomycetes, Chaetothyriales, Herpotrichiellaceae. Gene Ontology annotation, biological process: positive regulation of transcription from RNA polymerase II promoter by galactose. Gene Ontology annotation, cellular component: nucleus. The transcript is spliced from 3 exons. The coding region runs from base 1 to 1095 and encodes 364 amino acids. Gene Ontology annotation, molecular function: RNA polymerase II cis-regulatory region sequence-specific DNA binding; DNA-binding transcription factor activity, RNA polymerase II-specific. The record is from RefSeq and is a predicted model, not a curated record.
AUGACCUUCGGACGGCCGACCAUGCUCCAGGAUGCUGGUAAAGUUCCGAUCCCUAUGCUCAUAGAUGAUGAAUUCUUGCGUGACGAUGGAGAGGAAGGACAUCAGCCUACCGAUGUGCCGUCCAGAUUAGGCUUGUUUGUGUCCUCCUGCACGCUUUUUGAACACCUUGCAGAGAUCUUGCGGACAUUUUAUACGGCGAGUUCGGAGCCUGACGACCUGGUCGAAAUUGUUCUGAGGCUCAAUCGCCGCCUCGACAGCUUUGCGAAAUCGGUACCAGACUACUUACAGACAUCCGAAGUAUCACCACUGGUUGUGUCAGAGAAGAACAAUUGUGUCAGCCUACAACAACAAGUGUUGUACUGCAGAUUGUUGUAUGUGCGGCUACUCUUGUUACGACCGCUUUUGCUCUCCACCACCCGUCACACCCGUCCACAGUCAACAAAUACUGGCAAAAUGGUCACGGACUCCUCGCUGGAUCAGCAUUUGGUCAUCCAAUGCUGCAACCUGUGUGUUCAGAUGGCUCACAGACUGAUUGAAAUUAUUCAUCAGCAUCUUGAUACCGCGUACAAGAGUAGCGCAUGGCAUUCGGUAUACUUCACAUUUGCGGCGAUGAUCACUUUGCUUGCGGCUGUGCAGGGUCCUGAAAAUAUCCAAAUUCGAGAUGCCCAGCAGUCGUUCGAAGCAAGUUGGGUUCGUUGCCUGCGAAUCCUGGAACACUACGAAGAGCAAGUCAUCUCUGCACCUCAAGCAAUCUCCGUCCUACAGAAGCUCAGAAUUCGAGCUUCUCGCUCUCAAUUAUCACACCGAGAUCAAAUAAACGCUGAAGAUGUCUUGUCUCAUGCUGGCGUAUCUCGAGAAGCCACCGCAGGAGAAAACGGCGAUCAUGACGCCGGUGUACAGCCCACCAACUCGUCAUACGUUACCAACUACGUCGAUGCAGAUGCCAAUCCCAUGGUGAACCUCAGUCCAUUUCUAAGUUACGGGGUUGACGAACUAUCCGAUGCUUGGUUUGGCCAACAUCUUCUUGACCUUGACUAUUUUGGACUCAACUGGGAUAUUAAUGCCACCACUCCGUCAUUGUCCUCCAUGUCUUAA